Amborella trichopoda is the source of this 1387-nucleotide messenger RNA. Its product is annotated as peroxidase 52. Gene Ontology annotation, molecular function: heme binding; peroxidase activity. Lineage: Eukaryota; Viridiplantae; Streptophyta; Magnoliopsida; Amborellales; Amborellaceae. The record is from RefSeq and is a predicted model, not a curated record. Gene Ontology annotation, biological process: response to oxidative stress; hydrogen peroxide catabolic process.
ACGACUUUCAAAUAUCUUUCUCUCGAUUCCGAAUCGGGUCACCGAUAUAAUAUAAUCGUUAGAUUAUAUGGCGAACUUUCGUAAUAUCGUCAUACUCUCUUUCAUAGCGUUGUUGGCAUGUGGAGUAAAUGCACAACUUUCUUCUACCUUCUAUUCCUCUUCCUGCCCCAACCUCUUGUCCAUUGUGCGCACUGCCAUGACACAAGCCGUUAAUAGGGAGGCUCGCCUCGGUGCCUCCAUUCUUCGCCUUUUUUUCCAUGAUUGCUUCGUUAACGGUUGUGAUGCUUCGAUCCUUCUAGACGACACUGCAAAUUUCACUGGAGAGAAGAACGCGGCCCCCAAUCGGAACUCCGCACGUGGCUUCGAGGUGAUUGACACCAUCAAGACACGAGUGAAUGCAGCUUGUGGAAACGUAGUGUCAUGUGCUGAUAUCUUAGCACUUGCAACUCGAGACGGAGUCGUUUUGCUUGGAGGCCCAACAUGGACAGUUCCACUAGGCCGAAGGGAUGCAAGGACAGCAAGCCAAAGUGCAGCUAACUCCCAAAUCCCAUCCCCAUUUUCAAGCCUAACCACACUCAUCUCCAUGUUCCAAGCCAAGGGGCUCACUGCUAGGGAGAUGACGGCUCUAUCAGGAGGCCACACUAUAGGCUUUGCAAGGUGCUCCACAUUUAGGACCCGGAUUUAUAACGAAACCAACAUUGAUGCGACUUUUGCCCGUACUCGACGGGCGACCUGCCCAGCUACUGGAGGCGACACCAAUUUAGCACCACUUGAUCAGACCCAAACCCAAUUUGAUAACAAUUACUACCAAAACUUGGUCAAUAGGAGAGGUUUGCUUCACUCUGAUCAAGAGCUCUUCAAUGGAGGCUCUCAGGAUGCAUUAGUGAGGACUUAUAGCACCAAUGGUGCUACCUUUAGCUCGGACUUUGCGAGUGCCAUGGUGAAUAUGGGGAACAUUAGUCCCCUCACAGGGACAAAUGGUGAGAUAAGGAACAAUUGCAGGAGGAUAAAUUGAUUACAAUGGAAAACAUCUAAUAAGAGAUGUGCUAAAUGAAAUAAAUAAGCCGCCGGGCGAUAGCAAUAGCCAACAUGUGGUCCGCAAGGUGCCACUAGUGCUCCGCUCUGUGGAUCCGGCAAAUAGAGUAGGCAUCUGUGGAAUCUCUCUCUUUCUCUGUUCUCAGAUGAAGUGUUAAUUAUCUCUCUAGUUUUCUAAUGUGCUUUUGGUAUGUAUGCACGAAUAAGGACGGAUUUUCUUGUUGAAGGGAAAGUACCCUAAUAUCACUUUCUUGAUGCUCCAACAAAAAAAACCUGAUGAAUAUUUGUAUUACUAUGAGUUUGUGUUUUCUUUUACUAGUUAGAUAACUGUAAGUGCAAUUCAUUUCACGGA